GCGGCGGGGAGCGCGGGCAGCGCCUCGGGGCCGCCGUUCCCUCCCGGUGCCGCCGUUCCCUCCCGGUGCUGCCAUCCCCACCGUGCCCGCCUUUCCAUCCCGGUGCUGCCGUCCCCACCGUGCCCGCCUUUCCAUCCCGGUGCUGCCAUCCCCACCGUGCCCGCCUUUCCAUCCGCACCGUGCCCGCCGUUCCCUCCCGGUGCCGCCAUCCUCACCUGACCCCCUUUGCCCUUAGUGCCGCUUUUCCCCGCCCCGUGCCCGCUUUUCCCCCCGGUGCUGCCAUGCCGGGUCCGCCCUGCGGGUCCCUGCUCGACUACAAGACUGCCAAGUUCUCGGUGACGCGGAACCGGCGGGUGGGGCUGCUGCACCGGCUGCUGCAGCUGAGCGCGCUCGGCUACCUGCUGGGGUGGGUGCUGCUGCUGCGGAAGGGGUACCAGGAGCGCGACGCGGCCCCACGCGUGGCCGUGGUCACCAAGGUGAAGGGGGCGGCGGCGGCCGAGGCCGCGGGCCGGCGGCUCUGGGAUGCUGCGGAUCUCACCUGGCCCCCGCAGGGAGAAAAUGUGGUUUUCCUGGUGACCCAUUUCACUGCCACAGUCCAGCAAGUCCAAGGCACCUGCCCUGAGAGCCCCUCUGUCCUCGAUGGGAUGUGCACAGAAGAUGCAGAUUGUCCCGUGGGAAGCCCUGUGGUUCAUGGCAACGGGAUAAGAACUGGGAAAUGUUUGAUGUUCAAUGCCACCCAUUCCACCUGUGAAAUCUAUGGCUGGUGCCCCGUGGAGAAUGACACCCUGCCCAGGAAACCUCUUCUGGCUGAGGCAGAGAACUUCACUGUUUUUAUUAAAAAUACUGUCCACUUCACCAAAUUUAACGUCUCCAAGUGCAACACUUUGCAGACCUCUGACCCCAGCUAUUUCAAGAGCUGCACAUAUGACCCAGUCUCCCACCCCUUCUGCCCUGUGUUCCGUGUCCGUGACAUGGUGGAGGCAGCUGGAAAGAACUUUGGAGACCUUGCACUCCUGGGGGGAAGCAUCAGAGUUGUUAUCGAGUGGAACUGUGACCUGGACCACCCUGCUCCCCAGUGCCAGCCACAGUAUUCCUUCAGGCUGCAGGACACCAUGUACAAUUUCAGAACUGCCUCCUACUCGCGGGGCUCUGAGCAGCAGCUGUGCCGCACCCUGCUGAAGCUCUCCGGGAUCCGCCUGCAGCUCUCCGUGCACGCCCAGGCUGGGAAGUUCAGCAUUGUUCCCACUGCCGUGAGCCUCGGCACCAGCGUCGCCUUCUUUGGUGCUGCUACAAUGGUCUGUGACCUGGUUCUGCUCUACCUGGAUGCAAAGGCUGACCUUUAUUGGAAGGAGAAGUUUGAGGAGGCAAUACCCCCUAAAGGCGAGCCCAAGGCCACAGCUUAGGGACAUCAGGAGUGCUCCACCACAAACAUCCCUCCCUCCAGAGACACCUCCAGGAUGUGAUGGGCACAUGGCUGCAGCCCUGGUGGAGGUGGGCCAGUCCUGGGCACUGCUGGGGUUGGGAUCUGCCUUUCCUGGAGAGGCACUGGCAGCAGUUCUGGGCUCUUGGAGCACAAAGCCAUACCAGGGGCAGCUGCCAGCACUGACAGCUGAUGCCAGAGCAGAGCUGCCUGCAGGGCUGGCCAGAACCAGCGUUCUGGGGGGCAGCUGGUGCUGCUUGGCACAAGAGGCUUAAAACAUUUUGCAUUUCUCCAUGUUCCAGUGGUCAUGGGUCUUGAUUUCCCUUGAAAAACAGGGAUGCAAUGGAAUAAAGCUGUUCUGGGACUGGGAGGAGGCUCUGCUGGGUCUCUGGCCCUGGAGGGACUGUAAGUUGUGGGGUGUAGCUCUUGUACCUCGUGGCACCCUGCAUGCUUCCAGCAGGGGUGGCUUCAUGUGGGUUCUCAGAAGCUCCCUGGGAGGCUCAGGGAGGGUUUGGGAGCUGAUCUGAAGGUUCCAGCCCUGGACUGGUACUUCCUAGGGGUGUGCAGUGGCUCCUGCACCCUGGUUCCUGCCUCCUGCUAGGGCUGAUGCUCAGCAAGGACAGGCACAGGCCUGGGGUGGGCUGGAACGUUUCAGAGGUGCUGACCACUCACUCCCACUGUUCCCAGGCUGUGUUGGCUGGUGCAAGGCAGGGAUGAGCUGGGCUGUGCCAGGCUCUGCUCGGGGGGCUCCACAAAGCUCAGGAACAGUGUCUGUGGGUUUGAGCACUGUUUAAUGCUCCCUGCCAGCAGCAGCUGUGCAGGGUGGAGGAUCAUCCCAUGCAGCAUCCCCCAUCUCAGCUGCCUGUCACCCUGUGCCCCCCAGCCCGAGCUGGCCCCUCCCAGCCUCCUGCAGCUGUCUCAGGUAGAACUGUGCUGCCAGCUGCUUGGCCAUGCUCCUCAGGGCCAGGAAGGCAGCCACGACCUCCAGGAGGAGGAAGGCCAAGAAGAAGCUGUGCAUGGGCACCUCCAGCGGCAGGUGGAUGACCUGGCUGUCUGUCAGCAGGAACAGCAGGAGGGGCAGCUGGAUCAGGAAGGAGAGGAGCAGGAAGCCAGCCAGCUCGGGCACCUGCAGGAUCAGAGCCUGCUGAGGUAGGGCAAGGAAGCAGGGGUGGGCUGGGGGGACCUCUGUGCCCCUGAAGCUUCCUGCAUCAGCCUCUGGCCUCGGCACUGGCAGUGUCCCUGCCACGUGGAACUGUGCAGGUGCUGUCAAACCCCACCAGUGCUGAAGGGUUACACAGCAGAGACAGCAGCAGGGCAAGUGGGUCCCCUCCAUUCCCCCCAAGUCAGGCCUGCACCCACAACUCUCUUCUGGGACAGCCCCAGGUAGAAGUCCAGAGGAAGGGCAGUGAUGGGCACUCGGUCCCAAGUGAGGGGACAGGCAGCUUCCCCAGCUGGGCUGAUCCUCUCUGGGCACAGAGGGCUUUGUGGCCAGGCAGACGGUGCUUACCUUCUCCUGGAGGUUCCCCAGGUAGCCCAGGUAGAGGCGGCAGCCCUCAGCCAGAGAGAGGAUGAGGAAGGCUGUGACCAGCAGGAACUGGUAGUGCCAAGGCAGCAGGUGGUACUGUAAUGGGGGCACAGCCUUGUCCCAGCCCAGCUGGCCAUGCCCAGUUUCCCUUCCCCUGGGCACCAUCCCCUGCUCCCUGUAUCCUCCUCCCCAUUCCCAGCUCUCCAUGCUCUGCCAGCUCUCACCGUGCUGCUGCCCAGCUCUGCCUACUCUCCCCCCAUUUUAACCAUUCCUGCCUGGAAAGUUCAUGGUGUCCAUCUCUAGCAGAGAGAGAUGAGCAAUCUUUUCUCAUGGGAGUCAGAGCAUUUUGGGGUGCAUUAAUUCUGAAGAGGCUCCUCUGUUCCCUGCCCGCUUUGUCCCCCACCCAAACCCAGGGAGAGCAGCUCCUGCAAUCCCUGUGUGCCCCAUGGGACGGUACCUUCAGGUGCAGCAUGAUGCCCUCAGCCAGGCACCACACUGGGAAGUAGUAGACGUUGAAGUAGAGCAUCACCUGGAGGGGCAGGCUGGACAGCACCUGGUGAGCUGGGCAGGACAGGCAGGGAUGGGCAGGCUGCUCCGCACUCCAGGGCCCCCUUGCCCGGAGGGAACCCCCCUCACCGCUUGCAGGAGGCAGCAGCUGGCUGCCACAAGCAGCUGGCUGCAGCAAAUGUUGUUAUUCUUGCUGCCCGCCUUGGGUGCUGCUGCCUCAGAGGCUGAGCAGGGUGCAGUGCAGCUCCUGCCCCCUGUCAGAGCCCUGGUGCCCGUACCUGGCUGGUAGGAGGGGGCAGUGCCGCUGUCCCUCGUCCUGUUGCUGAUGAA
Molecule: messenger RNA, 3782 nt
Organism: Oenanthe melanoleuca
Lineage: Eukaryota; Metazoa; Chordata; Aves; Passeriformes; Muscicapidae
Gene: P2RX6
Product: purinergic receptor P2X 6
Exons: 12
Coding region: 282-1403 (373 amino acids)
Biological process (GO): response to ATP; monoatomic cation transmembrane transport
Cellular component (GO): plasma membrane; nuclear inner membrane
Molecular function (GO): ATP binding; purinergic nucleotide receptor activity; extracellularly ATP-gated monoatomic cation channel activity
Source: RefSeq, a predicted model, not a curated record